AUGCCACCUCAGCCAAGCUUACGGAAGCCUCUCUCCACGUGCGGACUAGUCAAUAUUUUAUUGAGCUGGGGAGGCAUCGAUUCGCAUGUUACUGCCUCGCAGUCACAACCCAUGGAGCGUAACUCCAGACCCGAAGGGGAGUUAUUGGGGACUCCUAUCAGGUUACCGUCAGUUAGCAGCGCUGCAAUGGACCUGACGCCCACUGGAGAUAAAGCUGUUAAACGUUAUGCUGGUGUGGUCACUUGCUACCUGCCACAGAGAGAUGCCCUCACAGAGGAUGCUUCACCACCAAAGAAAGUGUGCUUGGAAUCCGCAACUAGGCGGGGUCCCCGGAAGCAUUUCCUGGACAGGUUCCUAGAAGGGUCAGCUGAGCGGGACCACUGGCUUAGAACGACAGCUAUUAAGGCUUCCCAUAGAUUCGUAGCAGACCUCGCGGAAGAUACGUUGGUGGAAGUAGAUGGGCCAGCAGACAUAUCCGGUGCCCAAAUUGGGGGUAAAAUGAAACGGAACUCUGUGAGUCCAGAGAACGAUGAUAGGAUCGAUGAUAGGAUCGAUGAUAGGAUCGAUGAUAGGAUCGAUGAUAGGAUCGAUGAUAGGAUCGAUGAUAGGAUCGAUGAUAGGAUCGAUGGUUCUAGUAUAAUCAAGGGUACACCUGCAUUUGUUCUCAUUCACCCUGAAGAAAAAGAAUGGGAGGUUGACAGUAAAUAUCUGGUAUGGGCAUAUGACGUAUUUCAUCAUGGCUGGCAGCAUCUAGUACCAUUCAAAAUAACGGAUUCAAUGUCAGUCUUCGGAUUGGCCGUUGCGGCUGCCAAGUGGGAAGCCGACCGAGCAAAUAGUACUGCCCCAAAUUGGAUCUUGACAACCAUUUCUUAUAACAGAAAAGGUACCGUUAAAUGGGAUGAUGCAGCUUUAGUCGCGUGGUUGGUACGAUCCAAAAGUGAUCGUAACGACGUUGGAUUUAGGAAUCAAUUAUCAUGUAGUAGUGGUAGUUGGUUUAUUCCGUUAAGUCAAGUUGAUGCCGCACUUAAUGAUGUUCUGGAUAGCUGGCCUUUAAACAUCGGAUUUGUCGACCACAUGCGCCGUUGGUGGAGACGGUGGAGACGAUCGAGACAGACAAAGUGUAAGGCUGAUGGGGAUAUGUCAGUGGCUGAGUUCGAGGGGCUUGUUCUGAAGAAGUUGGGUACCUUACGAGUGCCCUUGGAUCAAGUUGCAAAGGCGAGUCGCAGGAAUAUCCGAAGACAGAAAAUACAAGAGAGAGUGGCAGCAUUGGCCGGAAUAGGCAAUAGUGAUCCUGGACACACGUCGCUCAUCCAAACCAUCAUGAGUGACUCACCUCCAUCUCAUCUAGUUAAUAUUUCGGGAAAUAAGUUUCAGAUUGUCGCGGAGGGAGAGACUGAUUUGCGAAUUCAAUCACGCUACCUGGUUUGGGCAUACGACAUUCUGAAUCAUGACUGGCACGGUGGUGUCCUAACCCCUGUAUUGUCCCCUGAACUAUCCGUUUUCGGAUUAGCUCAGAAGGCUUGUGAAUGGGAAGCUAAGCAUGGACCUGUAUACACUUCCACGGCGAGCUGCUAUAACUGCGGUGAAGGAAAUAAGGCCCACCCUUCCUCGGUCACUUGUGAGAGGUGUGAACAGCCGUGGAGUCCAGAAGAGUUUUGGGAAUGGCUU
Messenger RNA from Gregarina niphandrodes, 1668 nucleotides. RefSeq lists its product as hypothetical. The transcript has a single exon. The record is from RefSeq and is a predicted model, not a curated record. The annotation marks the transcript as partial. Lineage: Eukaryota; Apicomplexa; Conoidasida; Eugregarinorida; Gregarinidae.